Messenger RNA from Strongylus vulgaris, 222 nucleotides. The record is from the annotation of a GenBank genome assembly. Lineage: Eukaryota; Metazoa; Nematoda; Chromadorea; Rhabditida; Strongylidae.
AAAGAUGGUGAACGAAAGAACAAUGAUGAAGAUCGUUCGCAGAUGGGGACGCUAUACAACGAAAAAUUUCUCGCGAAUCCAGCGGAGUCAAAUAAGAUUGACACCGUCGAUAAUCUUGCUCGAACUCACCAAGUACACACUCCUGUUGAAAGGACUAAACAAUCUUCAACGUCUCCUGAAGGUGCAAGGCCACAGGAUGGAGCAAUAGAACCGGUUCGUUAG